AUGUCGGCCCAUGCCUCGUCGUGUGGGCCUCCGGCUGCGAUGCCGCGCGAGAUCGUCACCAUCCAGCUCGGUCCGCAGGCCUCGUGGGUGGGAGCGCACUUUUGGAACUUCCAGGACGACUCGCUGCACCCAGAGAUGGCCGCCGACGGCUCGCCUGACCCCGACGCCGCCGACCCGGCGGUGCUCUACCGCUCCGGCGGCGGCGAGCGGCAGAGCACGCGCACGCCGCGGCUGGUGGUGUGCGACCGAUCCGACGGCUUCGGUUCGCUGGGUGCGCAGGGCCGGCGCGUGCCGACGGCGGGCUCUUCCUGUAGCGGCGGGCAGGGAGGCGAGCCGCCACCGGUCGACCCGCUCGCAUGGGGCGGCGGCGUGACGACGGUGACGAUGGAGGCGGUGGAGCCGUCGCCCUUUGUGGAGGAGGGAGGGAGCGCGCCGAGCGCGGCGGCCUUUGAUUUCGAGGCGACCGCCGCGUACUGGUCCGACUACCUCCAGGCGCAGCUUCACUCCCGCUCGGUGGCGCCGCUGCGGCCGCACAGCCACAACUUUUCGCAGCUCGAGCUCUGGUCCGAGGGCGAGUCGCUGAUGAGGCGCGAGGAGGCGGCGCUCGACGGCGACUCGCCCGCCCUGCUCGAGCGGACGCGCCGCUUCCUCGAGGAGUGCGACAAGCCGCAGGGCUUCCUCCUCCUCGCCGACGUCGACGGCGCUCCUCGAGCCCGCCUCCGCGUCGCAGGCGCCUUCGGCGGCCUCGGCUCCGCCCUGCUCACGCGGAUCCGAGACGAGAUGAGCGCCGCGCCUUGCCUCGCCCUCGGCCUCGGCACGUGCCCCGCGCCGCAGCCGCACCCGCAGCCGCACACGGCCUGCGUCGCCGCGCUGAACGACGCCCUCGCCCUCACCGCCUUCGGCGAGCUGCGCAGCUGCUACGUGCCUCUCGUGGGGCACGCCUCCGCGGCCGACCCGCCGCGGCCGCCGCUCGUCCGCCCCGCCUCUCCGAGCGCCGCCCGCCCGUGCCGCUACACCACCUCCGCCCUGCCCGCCGCGUGGCUCGACGUCGCGAGCCUGCCGCUCCGCACGCGCGGAGAGAGCCGGGGCGGCCUCACGCGGCUGCUGGGAGGGCUGCAGGUAGAGCCGACUGGCCGGAGGGCGUGGUCACUGCCUUCGGGCGGAGUCUUCUCGCCCACGGCUCUCCUCUGCCCGCUCGCGCCGUGGCAGCUGCCGCCGCUCCGCGCGAUCGCCUUCUCGCAGAGCGUCAGCUGCCUCGGCUUCCCGCCGCAGCCCCUCGCCGCCGUGAGCGUCAUCCCGCCCCUGCUGCCCUGCCGCUCGAGCAUGAACUCGAGCCCUGCGAUUGGGCCGCUGGUGCAGCGGGUGGCGGAGGAGUGGGCGGCGCAGCGCCGCGCCGCCGAGCAUCGCCUCGCGGCCGAGUGGGGCGCCGACGAGCUCGCGGAGGUCACCGAGGACCUACUGGCUCUGCGCGACGCCUACGCCACGGGCGACGCCGACGGCUCCGAGUCGAACGGCAGCGAAGAUUGA
Messenger RNA from Emiliania huxleyi CCMP1516, 1527 nucleotides. RefSeq lists its product as hypothetical. Gene Ontology annotation, biological process: mitochondrion distribution. The transcript has 6 exons. Gene Ontology annotation, cellular component: cytoplasm. Lineage: Eukaryota; Haptophyta; Isochrysidales; Noelaerhabdaceae. The coding region runs from base 1 to 1527 and encodes 508 amino acids. The record is from RefSeq and is a predicted model, not a curated record.